AUGGAAGACAAGAAAAAGAAGAAAGAAGAAAAAAAGAAAAAGGAAACUUCUCAGAAGGUCCCAGAGCAGAACGUCAAAGUGCCAGAAUCAAACAAGUCCUCCUGUUCCCAGCAACCCACCAUCCCAGCCUCAGUCUCCCCCAGCCCUGGCCCUGUGGCCCCUUCUUCCCCAAGUCCUACUGCCACUGGGCUCUCUGCAUCUGUUCCUCCUGGUGGUGGGAACAAUGCAAAGCAGCGGACUGCUGUGGCCAACGGACAGCCCUCCUCCCUUUCUGGAAACCAAACUUCCCAGCAGCAGCGAUACAUGUCCAGAGAGGUUCCCCCAAGAUUUCGCUGCCAGCAGGACCACAAAGUGCUACUGAAGAGGGGGCAGCCUCCACUGUCCUCCAUGCUGCUUGGGGGAGGUGGGGGAGAUGAGAGUACAGGUGGGGUUGGGGGAGGCAGUGGCUGGGGUGCCACACCAUCUCUUUCCUCGCAGGAAGCAGAAAACACCAAUGCAAACACAGACACAGAUUCAAAUUUGGGUUCAUCCUCUCCUUCACCACCAAACACAUCAUCCUCAUUAUGUGUCACUACUCUGUCAUCGUCUUCAACUUCUACCAAUUCAACUUAUGCAAAUUCCACAUGGGGGGCAGGGUCCGUCAACCUGUCCUCCUCUCAGGGUUGUGACAAGAUCAUUGUGGAUGGGACUGAUCUGGACAGCUGGCCUAGCAUCGUAGGUGCAGCCAAAUUAAGUUCUGAUGGUUCUGGAGGAGUGCAGGAGCAAGAUCGCCCUGGUAACAAAAACAGUAGUGCCUCAUGUCGUGAGAACCUCCAGCAGAGAGGAGGAGCAGUUGAAGGAACAGCAGGGAAAGUGGACAAUCCCACUCAGCCUUGUUCUUCAACUCCUUCCUCUUUUUCAUCACAAAAUGAAUGUGUUCAGACAGGUGGUGUCAUGUGGAGUUCCUCCACUUCCUGUCGAAUGGAGGCAGGAUUGGGAUCAGCAGCAUUUUAUAAUUCCAAAGUCUCCCAUCUGCUUCCAGGACCCCAAGACAGUCCCGCAGAUGGCAACAGCAAUCUCCCUGGUGCCACCUUAAACCCCAAUGUGAAUCCCUCGGCCUGGCCAACGCUAGUUCAGGGGAAUACAUCAACUUCAGCUACUUCUUUACAUUUGUCCCCACUUCCUGUCAGUCCCACCUCUCUCUCUCAUGAACACAUUGAGACAGCAGAAUUAGACAUGGGUACAGAACAACAACAUCCCUUGAAAAACACAGAGCGCAGGCUGGGUUCAAGUGAAGAGGCACAAGAAGUGGGACCAAGACCAAAUCGAGAAGAUGGUGACAGGGGAGCUGUGUCUGAUGCUGAAGGAGAAAGCAGUGUGAAUAGAUCUGUCCCUUUGUCUUCAUCUUCUGCUGCCUCUUCUUCUUGGAAACCGUUGACUACAGUGCCCUCUGCUCAUGUAACGGGUGGUUCACAGGAAGAUCAAUGGAGUGGAGGACAGACUGGGGCCCAUGAACGAGAAGUGAAUCUGGGGGACUGUGGUAACCAGGGUGACAAUACAGGGUGGGGAAAAGGAAGGGAUGAUGAUGGUGCAAAUAUCCAAAAGGUAUCUCAGGGAGCGUGGAAAGAUAGGAGCUCAGAACUUGGCUGUGGGGAUACAGACGAAUGUGUAAGUUCAAAUAAAUUAGCAAUAGCAAGUGCAACAGUGGGUUGUGGGAGCAAAAACAACAGCAGUAGGGAUGGAGCUAUUGAAAGUGAUGGCGGGAGUUCUAUACAAGAUUCUGCGUCACCAAAGUCUGCAACAAUGGAAAAUGCUUGGGACAAUCAGAAAGGGAUAGAGAGUGGGUGUACAGCAGAACAACAAGGAGAAAGCACCGGAGGGGAUGGACCUACCUCUGGCGGUGAUGGUACAGAAAAUGGUGGAGAGGGGAGAGGUACUGAACAGAAAAAGGAAAUUGUCACCCUCUCCAACCAGACCUCCAAUGCGGAAGUGGCCUUACUUGGCAUGCUGAAUCGAUCUGACCUGGAUCCAAGGGUUCUAUCUAACACUGGUUGGGGGCAGACACAAAUUCGCCAGAAUGUGGCCUGGGAUCUGAACACCUCCAAACAGGGAGGAAACCGAAAUGAAAAAACAACAUCUUCCAUGUUCUCAUCAGGAACAUUAAAUACCAAUAGUGGGUACCUCACUACUUCAAGGAUAAAUACUACCGACGAGUCUGUUGGCAGCCAAACUGACAGCAUGAACUCUAACCCUGCUUCAGCGAGGGACACAUGGGAUAGUGGUACCUUACAAGCUACUUGUGGUUCUCACAUUUCUGAUGGCAUCAUACAACAGCCAAGAAUGCCAGAUAUAGAGGGCAGUCAAGGAAAUACUGCACGAAGUUGGGGUGAUCCUCCAACUGAGAACCUUGGCAAAGGAUGGACUGAAGAACACCAUUGGGGGGAGCAAAGAGGAGGGAACUGGAGGGAGAAAGGACAACAGAGCACUGGCUGGACAGUAAGCCCAGAGGAUAAAGGGACGGGGGGUUGGAAAGGAACUGAAAGGGGGAAGGUUGGUGGUUGGGGAGACUGGGCACAGAGUGAUUCCAAACCUGGAGCUGGGUGGGGAGAUGCUCGAAUCAGAGGCACAAGCAGCUCUGAUGAAGGAUCCUCGUGGGGUAACCCAGAUGAUUGUGCAUCUCAGCGGGGAGGAUGGGGUGGAGGAGAUGUCGCUAAGUCUCGCCAUGACUGGGGAGGUUCCAAGCAUCACACAGCAGCACCAUCACCAGACAACCAAGUGGCCACAAUGAAAAACCAACCACCAGGAGGAACUUUACUACAAGGAGGCUGGGACAGUCGGCCAAAUAUUUUAGGUGGCGGCCCACCAUCCAAGAUUCAAAACCAAAGUUCGGGCUGGGUAUCAGGCCCAAUCCCCCAAAUUUCAGGCGAUGACUCUGUAGAACCCAGUGGCUGGGAUGAGCCCUCUCCUCAGUCUAUUAGCCGCAAAAUGGAAAUUGACGAUGGGACUUCAGCCUGGGGAGAUCCCACCAAUUACAAUGGCAAAAAUGUGAAUUUAUGGGACAAAAAUAGAGCCCCGUCCAACGAAAGCCCUAAUCAGCAGGCCCCAGCAAUGCCACUGCAGCAGCAGCCACUGAGACGACACAGGGAUGCGAAUUCUGGAAAUGCAGCAGUUGGUAUGUGGGGAGGAGGUACACAAUCUGUUGAUAAUGGGUCAGGUGCUUGGAACCAACCUUCAGAUACGGCAUCAGGAUGGGGUGACUCAGAUGAUCCGAAAAUGUCUGGCUGGGGUUGCAUGUCACCCAACCCUGGUAAAAGUACCAAGUCGAUGGAGACCUGGGGUGCAAAGGGAGAGGGCUCAAUAGCAGCCUCCCGUCAUCCCAGCUGGGAAGAGGAAGAUGAUAGUGGAGUAGGGAUCUGGAAUAGCACUGGUUCCCAAGGGAGUAGUUCCUCCUUUAACUCUGGAGGCUGGAGUCAUGGAGGAAGGCGGGGCAACUUGAAGGUGGGGAGUGGAGACAGCUGGCUGAAUCCAAUAUCACGGCAGUUUUCAAACAUGGGUCCUCUGGGUGAGGACACCAGCCUAGAUAAGAAAGACGGAGACAAGAGAGGGAUUGCUGAUUACAAUGGGGAGUCGCGGAGAGGAGGAGGAGGAAGAAGUGGAGGAGGUUACCGCAUGUCUAAUUCCAAAGACAUGGGUCCUGUUGACAUGAGCACUUACGGUGAAAAAAUGGGUAGCCAUGGAAUGUAUGUUGGCAGCGGUGGUGGGAUGCAUCAGCCCCGGGGGAUACACCAACCUAGUGUGCAUCCAAUGAACCCAUCUCAGGGGCUUCGUGCUCAAGUGCCUCAUCCAUUCCUGUCUGCACAGGUGCCGGGUCCUAUGCUGAAGCAGAUGCCGUCUCCUGGUGGCAGUGUGGUUGGAGGUGUAGGAGGUGUUGGUUCCGUUGGUGGGGCUGGCGGUGUUGGUGGAGGAGUGUUCCCUCAGAUUUCCCCACAACAAUUAGCUGUGCUAAGCAACAUCUACCCCCACAUGCAGCAAUUCCAUCUGGCCUGCCAGCUUUUGCUACAACAACAACAACAGCAGCAGCAACAACAACAACAGCAGCUUCUGCAAAACCAGCGUAAAUUCCCACAGCCACAGCCACUCAGACAGCAGCUAGACCCACAGCAGUUGGCAAGGAUUGUGGCAAUUCUCCAGCAACAACGACAUCAACAGGGUGGAGCAGCUACAGGGAGUUCAAAAUUAUCCCCCUCUCAUCUUGGAGGAAGUCUGUCAAAGCAGCCAAUGGUUGAUUCCUAUCCACCACCUGGAGUGGGAGGCCAUGUAUCAGAUCCACAUUCCAAAAUGCAAGGGAUGUACUCUGGAUUGGAACUUGGAAGUCCCAUGAUGGGAGGGAUGAAAGACAUUGGAGGACAGCAGUCACGCUUCAAAUGGAUGAUGGAGGGACAUUCCCCAGCACCAUCUCCACCUGACUCAACCCUUCUCAAGAACGGCUCCACAGAAAACUGGCAGCGUACCCCUGGAAGUAAAAUGGGGAACAAGCCUUCCUUAUCCAGUUGGCCUCCAGAGUUCCAGCCUGGUGUGCCCUGGAACGGAAUGCAGAAUAGCGGUGACCUUGAUUCUGACCCUUACAUCACCCCCAGUAGUGUUCUUGGAUCCCCAGGACCCCCAACCCUCAAUGAUUCUGACCAUCAGUUAUUGCGAGAUAACAUAGGGCCAAAUCCUGCCCUCAACACCUCACUGCCUUCACAUGGUGCCUGGCCCUACAGUGCCUCAGACAGCCCACUCGGCAAAGCACACAAUACAGCAAAGUACUCAGAAUACAAGUCCAGCUGGCCCCCUGAGCCCAUCGGACAAAGUAAGUCGUGGAAGGCCAAUCGCAACAGCUCACAGCCGCCACGCCCCCCUCCCGGCUUAACAAAUCAGAAGCAGGGCGCACCCUCUCCUUGGGGAAGCGUAGGCCCACGGAUAGCCCGGGGCUGGGGAGCGGGUGGUGGUAAACACGACUCAAGAUUUGGGCCAGGCACAGCUUGGAGUGAUGGUGUGGCAUCGAGAGGCAGUUCCUGGUUGCUGUUGAGCAACCUGACACCGCAAAUAGAUGGCUCCACACUCAAAACGAUCUGCAUGCAGCAUGGUCCCCUGCUGACCUUUCACCUUGGCCUUACCCAGGGCAGCGCUCUGAUUCGCUACAGCAGCCGUCUUGAAGCAGCCAAGGCCCAGGGUGCACUGCACAUGUGUGUACUGGGCAACACCACAAUCCUGGCAGAGUUCCUGAGCGAAGAAGAAGUUGCUCACUAUUUUGCACAUUGCCAGGCUGCAGCUUCUGAUGAAACUAGCACAGGAGGAGGAGCAGCAGCAGCAGGAGCAGCUGCUGGUAUGCAGGUUUCACCUGGAGCAGGCAGCGUAGUGACCCAAGGUGGAGCUAGCUCUCCAAGAAGUGAAGGGGCAGUAGUGAGCACCACUUCGGGUGGAGAUGGAAGUGGAAGUGGAGUAGAAAGCGCAUCUGUUGGUCCGAGUGGUGUAAUGUCCCCCGGUUCUGGUUGGCAGAGUCUGGAAGGUACAGGUAGCUGUUCAGAAACCACCUCAGCCCAAGCGCCCGGGCUGGGGAUUUUUUCCCAAUGGAGUGCCAAUGGGUCAGGAGGGGUGGGGACUGGAACAGAACAUGGCAGGUCUGGACUUUGGGGGGGCAUGGCUGCAGGAUACCAUGGUAGCGGCCUGUGGGGGGCACCACAAAUUGAGGAACGGCACCAAAUGGACAGUCCCGCUGCUUUGUUGCCGGGUGAUUUGCUGGGUGGUGGAGCUGAUUCGAUCUGA
Molecule: messenger RNA, 5787 nt
Organism: Nerophis lumbriciformis (worm pipefish)
Lineage: Eukaryota; Metazoa; Chordata; Actinopteri; Syngnathiformes; Syngnathidae
Source: RefSeq, a predicted model, not a curated record